CACAUCUUCCUUGAAGAGAUUUUACACCUUUUUUCUGCAAACAGCUCUCUUUCCUGCUUUAAAAAGCUACACCAUGUCUUACCUGGUACCUAUCCGUCAAAUUGGUGGACGUGGAGGUAGCGCAUUCAACUUCAAUGGCACUGACAGUGGAGCAACACUGGAAAAGAUAGGUGCGUGGGCAGGAGGCUGGCAGAUAAAGUCCAUCAAGAUUUGGCUCACCAAUGGCCAGUCCAGGCAGUUUGGAAAUCCUGGUGAUGGGCCUUACUCUGAAUACACAUUUAAAAAAGGAGAACAUAUCACCUCUCUUUCACUGUGGGGGAACGGAGCUGGAACCCGUCUAGGUGCCAUCAAGUUUACGACAACUCUUGGCAGCACCUUUUUUCCACAGAUGACCUCAUGGGGCCUGAAAACAGAGUAUCCCAUUGAUAUCGGCUCUGGUAUCUGCAUGGGAGUCAUUGGAAGCGCAGGUGCAGACAUCGACUGCUUAGGGUUCAUAUUCAUCAACACCAUCAAGUCCUCUGUCCUUACCAACGUCGAUUAUCCCACGCUUGAUGACAUCAUUCCUCAGGUGGCUGUGGAGGAGUUGAAAUCCAUGACUUACUCUAAUAAAACUACUCUUCCUCAGGAGUAUACAAUAGAAACUACAAAGAAAAUCAUCAAAACGUCCUCCUGGUCAGUGACCAACAAGAUAGAAUCAACCUUCAAUGUGUCGGUGAAAGCAGGAAUUCCAGAGGUGGCAGAAAUUGAGAGUGGAUUCAGCUUCACAGAGGGAGUCGAAUCUACACGCUCUCUGGAGAAUUCUGAGGAAAAGGAGGAGAAGCUGUCUUUUCCUGUCAAAGUUCCUCCUGGAAAAACAGUGGAGGCGAAGAUCACCAUCGGCCGGGCUGUUGUAGAACUUCCAUAUACGGGUACAGUGAAGAUCACCUGUUAUAAUGACUCUGUGCUGAAGUUCAACAUCAGUGGAAUCUACAACGGCCUCGCUUUCACCAAAGCAGAUGUAGACAUAACAGAACAUAAUGAAGCCUAG
Colossoma macropomum (tambaqui) is the source of this 1027-nucleotide messenger RNA. Its product is annotated as aerolysin-like protein. The record is from RefSeq and is a predicted model, not a curated record. The transcript is spliced from 2 exons. Bases 74 to 1027 code for a protein of 317 amino acids. Lineage: Eukaryota; Metazoa; Chordata; Actinopteri; Characiformes; Serrasalmidae.